GGAACUUGACACAAGGACGUGGUUUUAUUCAGUCCGAAGUAGCGUAGGAAGCAAAGUGCAUGGAAGAGAAGUUGUUUGAAUGCGACGAGGGAGAAGAUCGACUGUGGAAAGAAUUCUCAACAUCAGUGAUUCAAGAGCAAGAGGAUUCAGGAUCCGCUAUCGUGAGCAAAGUCGCAAGGGUCAAGGAUGAUGUGCCGCCGGACACUCGAAGUGUUCAAGUUCAUACGACGGUGACGUGCCUGGGAUCGUGUGCACUGAUUCCAUCCACUCCCUCCCUCCGCUGGAGCAGGUACUCUCAGGGUAUACUUCCCCUGCUGCAGCAAACAGAUGCCCUCCUGCAGUCCUCCCUACCCGAAUCAACAAUUUUGCAGUUCUGCAGCAAGCAUGAUAGCCCAGCAUGCGACUCGUUUGCCACAGAGUUCAGAGCUGGGCGGGCAGGCAGGUUAGGUGGUGUUUGCAGAAAACUGUCGUCUCCAUGGAGUGGGGUACAGGGGCUCUCAUCAGAUGACAUGUUACUGCGCCGUUUUGGAAACAGAGGAGCACAGAGUAGUGGAGUCCUGUGGUCCAACGACCUCCGAAGCACAGAUGAUAUUAUGGGCAUUGUACGAUGA
This is a messenger RNA of Marchantia polymorpha subsp. ruderalis, 611 nucleotides long. The record is from the annotation of a GenBank genome assembly. NCBI's taxonomy places the organism in Eukaryota, Viridiplantae, Streptophyta, Marchantiopsida, Marchantiales, Marchantiaceae.